Messenger RNA from Closterium sp. Naga37s-1, 267 nucleotides. The record is from the annotation of a GenBank genome assembly. Lineage: Eukaryota; Viridiplantae; Streptophyta; Zygnematophyceae; Desmidiales; Closteriaceae.
AUGGCCUUCACAUGCAGACGAAGCAUUGGUGAUCCCGCAAAACGCUGCGCACUCUGCUGCUGGCCUCUGCAGCAGGUCAGAGCUACACGCAUCGUCGAGAGUGAAGCAAUUGGCGAUGAUGUUGUGCUGACUGCAGGGAAGGAGGAGGAGGAGGAGGAGGAGGAGGAGGAGGAGGAGGAGGAGGAGGAGGAGGAGGAGGAGGAGGAGGAGGAGGAGGAGGAGGAGGAGGAGAAGAGGCUCAAGCACUUUGACUCAGUAAAGAGUUAA